AUGUCCGGGGCAUGGGGCACGGAGGCCGUGGAAAGAGCACCUAUCGAGGAAAUCCCUCUGAUAACCGAGGUCCACAUCGAUGGCUUGGCCGUCCUUAAAAUCAUCAAGCACUGCACGGAGAGCCUUCCGCAGAUGGUGGCGGGGUCCCUCCUAGGCUUGGACCAAACGGGCGUCCUUGAGGUAACGCACGCGUUCCCUUUUCCGACGGCGGCGGCGGGGCCGGACGGGCAACCGGCGCCGGAGGACAUGGACGGGCAGGACUAUCAGAUGGAGAUGAUGAAGAUGUUGAGAGAGGUUAACGUGGACAACAACUGCGUGGGGUUCUACCAGUCGAUGUACCUGGGGUCGUUCUGCACCCAGACGCUGAUCGACAACCAGUUCAGCUAUCAGGAGAACCUGAGCGACAACUCGGUAGUGAUCCUUUACGACCCGGUGCAGACGUCGAACGGGCAGCUGACGAUCAAGGCGUACCGUCUGUCGAAGGCGUUCAUGCGAGUCUACCGCGAGAAGAAGAACGAGGUCAUCAAGCCUUCCGAGAUCUUGGAGGAGCUGCCCAUCAAGAUCAGGAACCCGGGCAUCAUCAACGCCCUCAUCUUCGACCUCCAGGAGGAGGACCGCGUGGACUGCGACUUCGACCGGCUAGACCUGUCGACCAACCCGUACCUGGAGAAGAACCUUGAGUUCCUCUGCAACUGGAUAGACGACCUCUCCAACGAGCAGCAGAAGUUCAACCAAUACACUCGGAACGUCGCGCGGCAGAAGCAGGACCAAGCGCGAUUGCUCCAGAAGCGCAAACAGCAAAACGACGAGCGCCGAGCUGCGGGCGAGGAAGCGCUGCCGGAGGAAGAUUCGGCGCUCGACAAGAAGUUGGAUGCGCCGAAUCGAAUGGAGGGGCUGUUGAUCUCGAACCAGAUCUCCGCAUACUGCUCUCAGAUCAAUAAGUUCGCGGGGUCGUCCUUCGAGAAGCUCUUCUUGGCCGGCUCUCUGCAGAAGGAGGCGUGAUUCUGUUGGGUAUAUUUACGGGGGGGGAGGGGUUGUUUUUUUGCUUUUUCUUGUCAUCCGCACGUGCUGCCAUCCAGGGAUCUUCGGUCGUGCCUGUUUUCGAAAUUCCGCCGCAGGUGUUUUGACCAAUCUGCGAAUUGCGUGCCACAAAACCUUUUUCUCUCUGCUGUGUGUGUCGUCUGAUUUUCCUACAAGCAGCCUUGGAAUCACAACCCGUAGCCUAAAGUUAAAGUACAAGAGAGAGAGAGAGAGCGGGAGUGUGAGAGAGAGGCCAUCAUCGAGAUUUUUUCGUGCCCCUCCUCUUUUUCCACGUGUGGGUCGAGAAGGGUGCGCAGUCGCAUCGCAUUAUUGGCGGCAUAGAACUAGCAAGGAAGGUUUGUUGAUGCUGAUUGAUGAGCGGCGAACGGCCAUGAUUUUGCAGCGGUGGUGGUGCUUCUGGCGCUGCUGCUGCUGCUGCUGCUGCUGCUGCUGCUACAGCUGCUGCGGCCUUAUCAGCACGUUUGUUUUUUGUGUGCCAAGCGUAACUCAUUCUGCUCACGAAGUCUAGUGAAAGUGUAAGAAAGAGCGUGACGUGACGACGUGUAGGACAGCAUCUAUCUCUGGCCGGACGGACUUGUAGGAGUUGAUUGCUGGUUGCCGCUGGGGUUUGUGCUUGGCGAAGAAAACGACGAAAACAUGGGCGUUAUUUUUGCCGGUAAGUCCACACGUGUGUCUCUGUUGGACCGCUUUUCACUUGUUGUACGGCUUUUGCUUGCUUGUGUCUUUCCGUCUAAUUGUGUCUUUCCGUCUAAUCGAGUCUCUGACUGAGACGCUACAUGCCUCUCCUUCAUGUAAUUGUUCAACAUCGGUUAAACACGCAACACAAGAGACGAAUCACCGAG
Ectocarpus siliculosus is the source of this 1883-nucleotide messenger RNA. NCBI's taxonomy places the organism in Eukaryota, Phaeophyceae, Ectocarpales, Ectocarpaceae. The record is from the annotation of a GenBank genome assembly.